CAGGUGAAGAAGUGGGAAGUAUCUCACUGAAAUACUGAAAAAACCCUGUCUCACUGAAUUUGCUCUUUUGGGACUUCAGGAUGGAAGCCUUGUGCUUAAGAGUUUCCUUGCUGCUGCUGGUUCCAGGAUUUGUCCUCAGUGACAGCUCUGACAGAUAUGCUGCCAAUCAGACUGACUUGGGAAACUACCUUUCCACUUUCUCAGGGAUCGAAUCCAGCAUACUCCUCACCACCAGGCAGCCCCUGGUGUCCAACCAAACCGUCAAAUGCUCCCAACAGACUAAGAUUGCUGAAACUUUUAAAUACAUUAACACAGUGGUAUCUUGUGCUAUUUUCAUCGUUGGAAUGGUUGGGAAUGCAACUCUGCUGAGGAUCAUUUACCAGAACAAGUGUAUGAGGAAUGGCCCGAAUGCACUGAUAGCCAGUCUGGCACUAGGAGACCUCAUCUAUAUUGUCAUUGAUAUUCCUAUCAUGGUGUACAAGCUCCUUGCUCAGAAGUGGCCUUUUGGAGAUUCUGAAUUUGGACAGUUUCUCUGCAAAUUCCUUCCCUUUAUACAGAAGGCAUCGGUGGGAAUCACAGUCCUUAAUCUCUGUGCCCUCAGUGUGGACAGGUAUAGAGCAGUUGCCUCCUGGAGCCGUGUUCAGGGAAUUGGAAUCCCUAUGAUCACUGCUAUUGAAAUUUUCUCCAUUUGGCUUCUGUCCUUCAUACUGGCUAUUCCAGAAGCAAUUGGUUUUGCUGUGGUACCUUUCAAAUACAAGGAUGAAGGUUAUGUUACCUGCAUGCUCAAUCCUACAAAUAGUUUUAUGUUGUUUUACAAAGAUGCAAAGGAUUGGUGGCUGUUUGGUUUCUAUUUCUGCAUGCCACUGGCGUGUACUGCCAUCUUUUAUACGUUAAUGACUUGUGAAAUGUUAAACAGAAGAAACAGCAACUUGAGAAUCGCUCUCAGUGAACACCUUAAGCAGCGCCGAGAAGUUGCAAAGACAGUUUUCUGUUUAGUAGUGAUUUUUGCUCUUUGCUGGUUCCCUCUCCAUUUGAGCCGAAUUUUGAAGAAAAUGGUAUACAAUGAAAGAGACCCCGGCAGAUGUGAACUGCUCAGUUUCUUGCUGCCACUGGAUUAUAUCAGCAUCAACCUGGCAACCAUGAACUCUUGUAUAAACCCAAUAGCUCUGUAUUUUGUGAGCAAGAAGUUUAAAAACUGUUUCCAGUCAUGUCUUUGCUGUUGCUGCUCCCAAUCGAAGAGUCUAGUGACUUCAGUGCCCAUGAAUGGAACAAGCAUUCAGUGGAAAAAUCAAGAACUAAACAAUCACAAUACAGAUCGAAGCAGCCAUAAAGACAGCAUAAACUGAAAAUUAAGGACUCUGAUACCACUUCAGAAUCAAACAGGAAAAAAAAGAGUCACAACAAAGCUAUUUCGACAGGAAGCCCAGUGACUGUUCCAUUAUCAAUUCAGACACGUGCACCCUUGUACCUAAUUCUAGAGGUAACUGAGUAGAUUGACUGACUAUAACUGUGAUGUUCCGUGAACUGAGAUCCACUGGAUGGUAAUUCUGUCUCUGAAAAUGAUAUUGAUGUAAUUAUGACACCAAAAAACUGACUUGAGCUACACAGGUGGUUUGUUCUUCUGAACCAAGCAGGAACUGUCCAGUGACUGGUACAAUACAAUCUUUUUACCUGAGAGUCACUAGAAUUAAUCACUCUGGAAUUUUUCAGAAGAUAUCAAAAUGGAAUCUGUCUGUGACUAUAUUUUCUCUCUGCCCAUUUGUCUUUUAACUUUUAUUUGUGUGGUGGACAUAUUCUGUGCACCAGUAUGUUUUGCAUAUUGUUGUUGUCGUUGUUGUUUUUCAGGUUUAAGUGGGAAAAUAUUUUGGUCCACACCAGUAUUUUAUUUACUUAUGUUAC
Molecule: messenger RNA, 1899 nt
Organism: Nipponia nippon (crested ibis)
Lineage: Eukaryota; Metazoa; Chordata; Aves; Pelecaniformes; Threskiornithidae
Gene: EDNRA
Product: endothelin receptor type A
Biological process (GO): vasoconstriction; developmental pigmentation; regulation of blood pressure
Cellular component (GO): plasma membrane
Molecular function (GO): endothelin receptor activity
Source: RefSeq, a predicted model, not a curated record